Molecule: messenger RNA, 1110 nt
Organism: Aspergillus bombycis
Lineage: Eukaryota; Fungi; Ascomycota; Eurotiomycetes; Eurotiales; Aspergillaceae
Product: homoserine dehydrogenase
Exons: 2
Coding region: 1-1110 (369 amino acids)
Biological process (GO): aspartate family amino acid biosynthetic process; L-homoserine biosynthetic process
Molecular function (GO): homoserine dehydrogenase activity; aspartate kinase activity; NADP binding
Source: RefSeq, a predicted model, not a curated record
AUGUCGAACCCCGUCUAUCUCGGUGUCAUUGGAGUCGGAGGCGUAGGCACAGCCUUCCUGAGCCAACUUGCCCGUCUCCCCAAUGCCCCCAAGCUCGUCCUCCUCGCUCGCUCUAGCCAGACCCUCCAGUCUCCGACACCGGCCUACUCCCCCGCCAUCCCCGCUGCCGACUGGAAAACCGUCGUUGAGACCCCCUCUCUUGUCAAAGCGGGUGCUCUCUCCGUCGACGAGAUUGCCUCCUACCUCUCCUCCGCCCCCGGUCGUUCCAUCCUCGUCGACAACACCAGCGACCUCACCCUCGCCAGCUCCUACCCCGUCUUCCUCCGCAAGGGCAUCUCCAUCGUCACCCCCAACAAGAAGGGCUUCUCCUCCGACCUCUCCCUGUGGAAGGACAUCUUCGCUGCCGCCGCAGAGGGCAAUGCCCUCGUGUACCAUGAGAGCACCGUCGGUGCAGGUCUCCCCGUGAUCUCCACCCUCCGCGACCUCGUUAGCACCGGCGAUGAGGUCACCCGCAUCGAGGGUGUCUUCUCUGGCACGCUGUCCUUCCUGUUCAACACCUUCGCCCCGGUGUCUGGGCCGUCCGGCGCAAAGUGGAGCGAGGUCGUUGCGAAGGCCAAGGAGCUCGGCUACACCGAGCCUGAUCCCCGUGAUGACCUGAACGGCAUGGACGUCGCCCGUAAGCUGACUAUUCUGGCGCGUAUCGCCGGUCUGGAGGUCAAGUCUCCCGACUCGUUCCCAAUUGAGUCAUUGAUUCCUAAGGAGCUCGAGUCGGUGCCCUCCACUGCUGAUGGUAUCAAGGAGUUCAUGACCCGCUUGCCCGAGUUCGAUGGCCAGAUGUCGGCAAUCAAGGAAGCUGCUGAGAAGCAAGGUAAGGUUGUGCGUUACGUUGGCAGCAUUGAUGUUGGUAAGAAGGAGGUCCGUGUCGGUUUGCAGUACUUCGAUAAGGAUAGCUCCAUUGCUGGUCUGAAGGGCAGUGACAACAUCAUCAGCUUCUACACGAAGCGGUACGGUGGCAACCCCCUCGUUGUCCAGGGCAGCGGUGCUGGCGGCGACGUGACUGCCAUGGGCGUGUCCGCCGACUUGAUCAAGGUCGUGCAGAGACUGCAUUAA